CUCACCUUAAGAAGUCACAAGAGCCUAGCAGGAUCAGAGAAAACGGAGGAAGGAGCUAUCUCAAGAGGGGAGCUCGUCAGGAGGUGACAGCACCACCUACUGUUGGGAGUAUCCAUCCAAAGAAUCCGAGUCAGCCGCAGCUGUGCGCUCAAGCCACAACCCUUAGUUUCCGAAGACACCACAAUCCCCAUAGAGCGCCCUCCUACCACAGGCGACACUGAUUGGCUGCGUCUUCUCUUUCAUCGCGCAUGCUCACUGGCUGUGUGAAUGAUCCGUUCCUUCAGCCUCACCUGGGGAGCACUGCACAUGCGUCUUCCUUCUGAGAACCGCCAUUCUCCGCUUCCCGGUGCUGUUUCUGGUGGUGGCUCCAGGCGGCUUCGCUUUGCCUCUCUGUGAGCUUCGAUCGUUAGGGUCGUUACCGAGUUCUUAGGACAACCAGAUGCCUCACAGCUGGAAAAUGGUGUUGGUGUCAUUUGAAGACCUGGCUGUGGACUUCACCAAGGAGGAAUGGCAGAACAUGAAUCAUUCUCAGAGGACCCUAUACAGGGAUGUGAUGCUAGAAAUCUAUAGCAUCCUACUGUCCUUGGUUGCUAACAGAAAGGAUGACCUUAUCAAAACCAACCAGAAAAGUGAAGAAGUAAAUUUGAGGCAAGUUGUAAUUACAAAAGUAUCUCAACUCCCAACAGAGUUGAAUUCAGAAAAAAAAAAGGAAAAGAUUUAAUUUAACCUCAGGACAUAUUUGUAACCUGAUUAUAUAAAAGGAAAAUAGUUUAGGAAAGAAACCUGAAGUAUAUGACUUAUUGAAUGUUCUACUCUCUAGGGGACCUGAUGAAAUACCAGCUGGAGAGAAACCUCAUGGACCUAAUGUCACUGGAACUCACUCCAAUACUUGGAACAUCUUAGUCAACAUCACCAGAUUCAGAAUAUACAGCAGGCUUUUGAACACAGUGGCCAAGGGAAAUGCUAUAACAGGAAGAGACUAUCCUUUGAAUGUGAGAGGAUUUGUGUGGAACACACCUCUAAUAAAUCAACUGUCAUUUCAG
Oryctolagus cuniculus (rabbit) is the source of this 1043-nucleotide messenger RNA. Lineage: Eukaryota; Metazoa; Chordata; Mammalia; Lagomorpha; Leporidae. The record is from RefSeq and is a predicted model, not a curated record.